Messenger RNA from Pisolithus orientalis, 1446 nucleotides. RefSeq lists its product as uncharacterized. Gene Ontology annotation, biological process: positive regulation of transcription by RNA polymerase II; DNA damage checkpoint signaling. Bases 1 to 1446 code for a protein of 481 amino acids. The record is from RefSeq and is a predicted model, not a curated record. Lineage: Eukaryota; Fungi; Basidiomycota; Agaricomycetes; Boletales; Pisolithaceae. Gene Ontology annotation, cellular component: nucleus. Gene Ontology annotation, molecular function: histone binding. The transcript has 3 exons.
AUGGAUGUCGUUUCUCCACCCUCAGUUCCUAAGACCGGCUUGCUGCACAAACGCAGGCGUAUCGAGGUAAAGCCCAGUAGUGCACCGAAAGGUGGUACCUCUGUCCACAGACCUUCCGCAACUCCCGCCCCUGGUGCACGUUCCAUAAAGCGCCUGCGUUCUGGUGCAUCAACCAGCCGCGCUGCUAGCGAACCUGCUACGAGGGUGUUUGCAUUGUGGAAGCAGGAUGGACACUAUUACUCCGGAGUCGUUCAUUCCGCGCUCCCUCGACGGGGCAGCACGAAGUACUUGGUCAAGUUUGAUGACGGGACAGAGGAUGAGGUCGAGCUCAAGAACAUGCGAUGUUGCGAGCUCAACGUGGGGGACAAUGUCAUCGUGUCGAAUGGUGCUCGAGGGAAAGUUUCGGAUGUUCGCGAGUUGGAAUCGCGUGGUACCUUCCUGGUCAUCGUCGAUGACGGGAAAAAGACCAUGACAUCCGAGGUGGAGCUUGCAGACAUCCGAAUCGCGAAUCGUGCCCUUCAGAACCAGUGGAAGAACCGCAUUUUGAAUCCAGCGGCCAUUGUUACUGUUGUCAAGCCAAGGUUAUUAACUGACACUGCAACGCCAUCCCACCAAUCGCUUGCAAGCCUCUCUGGAAGGCCGCAGCGAGAACUUGCCAAGACGGGAUUCGUUGUUACGUUGAGCCCGAAGAAUUCUAACCCCGAGCAAACUAAAAAGAGCACGAUAAGUGCUAUCGAGCAGCAUGGCGGGGAACUCAUUGACGAUUGGUCGAGUGUAUUCACGAUGGAGGGGAGACAUAGUCAAUCCAAUAAGCGUUGGACAGUGUCCCCAGAUGAUUUCCAUUUCAAGGAGGGCGUCGCUCUGGACAGAGUUUUCUUGUUGGCCGAUGACGCCAACCAAAAGCCAAAGUUUCUGAUCGCACUUGCUCUUGGUAUUCCGUGUCUCUCCUUCGAGUGGCUCACUAAAGUCACCAAGUUUUCGGAGGACUGGCAACCUUUUUUGCUCUCAGCUGGCUAUUCCGACGCUCUUGGUGCCCGAGUCUCACAGCUUGUAGACCUUGACUGGGGUAACUGUUCAGAGUAUCUGCAGGACAUACUGUCAAACAGAGUGUCGCCCAAAUUGUUUUCUGACAGAAAGUUCCUUUGUAUUGGUGCUGAUUUUGUACCUCCAUAUCGGGGCAGGAAGAACGCCUCAAAUCUGGGACGUGUCAGGGAAGCUACCCGUGCUGUUCCUUGGAUCAUUUUGUGCAUGGGAGCGUCCAAGGUCGAGGCAAUAACUGACAUUAAACAAGUGUCUUCUAAGGAGUUGCGAUCCUUCGACUACGUCAUCGUUAAAGACACUGCGGAUGUUGAGGAUCUAGGAGCAGUUACAGUUGCAACUGUAACUUGGGUUAAGGAGUGUCUGAUCUCUUCACGGGUGGUCCCCACAAACUGGACACAGGCCUGA